UCUGGUGUUUUGUUUUUCAGGUUUUGUCUAGUUUUGGUUUUGUUUUUCUGGGGUAGAAACAAUGGCUUUCUUUGUGAAAAGUAUGAUAAGUAACCAGGUAAAGAAUUUAGGAUUUGGUGGUGGGUCGGAAGAAAAAAAAGAGGAAGUCGGUCCAUCCGAUCCUGCAGCAGCUCAAGGCAUGACGAGAGAGGAAUAUGAAGAGUAUCAGAAGCAAGUGAUUGAGGAAAAAAUGGAAAGAGAUGCUGCAUUUACACAAAAAAAGGCAGAGAGGGCAUGCCUCAGAGUUCAUCUCCGAGAAAAAUACAGACUUCCAAAGAGUGAAAUGGAUGAGAACCAAAUCCAGAUGGCUGGUGAUAAUGUGGAUUUGCCCGAAGAUCUCCAGAAAAUGGUAGAUGAAGAUCAAGAAGAGGAAGAAGAUAAGGAUUCUAUUCUUGGGCAGUUGCAGAAUCUCCAGAACAUGGACUUGGACACCAUCAAAGAAAAAGCCCAGGCCACCUUCACAGAAAUUAAGCAGACGGCAGAGCAGAAGUGUUCUGUGAUGUGA
This is a messenger RNA of Trichechus manatus latirostris (Florida manatee), 544 nucleotides long. RefSeq names its product complexin 4 (gene CPLX4). Gene Ontology annotation, cellular component: SNARE complex; terminal bouton. The transcript is spliced from 3 exons. Gene Ontology annotation, biological process: neurotransmitter transport; regulation of neurotransmitter secretion; synaptic vesicle exocytosis. The record is from RefSeq and is a predicted model, not a curated record. NCBI's taxonomy places the organism in Eukaryota, Metazoa, Chordata, Mammalia, Sirenia, Trichechidae. Bases 62 to 544 code for a protein of 160 amino acids. Gene Ontology annotation, molecular function: syntaxin binding.